This is a messenger RNA of Pelagomonas calceolata, 1342 nucleotides long. The record is from the annotation of a GenBank genome assembly. Lineage: Eukaryota; Pelagophyceae; Pelagomonadales; Pelagomonadaceae.
CCUACCAGUAGGCCGUAGUGAUGUACUCGUCGCGGCCGGCGCGAGCAAAUCGCGCCCCAAAUCGCUGCCAAGACAGCCUGUCGCACGCGUGGUGCAUCACCUGACACCCAAGCGCAGAAACGUGGCAACCGCACGCGGUUUCACAGCCCCCGCGCGCGCGCACGCGCUGAGCUCCUGCUUUGGCUUCCAAGCUGCGUCGCGAUGGGCCGCCAGCCUUUAUUAUUGCGCCGCCAUAGAGCGAGCCGUAGACUGGAUCUCGCCAAGCGCGACGGAAACGAGGACGACGUCCUAGGCCGCGAGACGCACGCCGCCAUCGAGCGGGCGCGCGAUGAUGGUGAUUUACUACGCCAGAGCACGGCCGUCUCGAACAUGGGCUCCUUAAUGGGUGCCCUGGCGGCGGAGCGCGACGACAUCGCCGCGGGCGUGCCGACGGGCGGCACGCUCGACGCCGAGGCCUACGUGUUGGUCGCGCAGCGGCAGGGCGCGUGCGCGAUCGCGGUGCAGGACGCGACGGUCGCCGUCGACGAGGCGCGGGCGGCGUACGAGCAGCACAUCCUCGCGAACCCGACGCGGUACGCCCAAAAAUAUGGGCCGCCCAAGAUGAUCACCGGCGACGAGCGCCUGACACUGCGCGCCCAGGGCGCCGCCAGGCAGGCGAGGUACAAGGAGCAGGGCCCCGUCCGCGUCGAGGACACGAACGAGCACAUGGAGCUCCUCGGCAAGAUGCAGGCCAAGCACCUCGCCGACGGCCGAAAGAGGGAGAGCCUCGCGCGACAGGGCAUUGAUAGCGCCACGCUCCUGCCCGAUGUCGUGCCCGUGCAUCGAGUAGACCUCGGUCAGUUGUUUAGGGUGGACUACAGCGUGGAGGCUCCGCCGGACGAGGAACGCACGCUGUGGCCGACGCAGGAGGAAGCCCACGACCAAGCGACGCGGUGGCGCGAAAUCUUGGGUCGGCCGCGACACGCGGUGCGGGCGGCUAAAGCGGCGCGCGGCGGUGUGCUGAAUGUCCAAGUCCAUAGUAACGACGACGACCUGUUCUGUGUUCAAUAUAAAAACAAGUACAGGGGCAAGUCACGCUACGUGCGCGAGCCGGGCACUGGCGGGAGCUAUUAUUAUGAUUGGGACGCCGCGUUACAGUUGAAGGCGGACUACGAGAAGUCGAACAAAGACGCCUCGUGGUUCGUGUCCGCAGCGGAAGUGAGGGCGGUGGGAAAGGCGAACCAAGAGGCGGGCCGCGCGAAGGGUCGCGCGUCUCAGAAGAGGAAGAGGGAGACUUAGGAGACGCCGCGGCGGCGACGGAGGGCGCGCGCGCGCGCCCGGCUCCCGAGUAAUACUGUAGUUG